GUAUCAGAGGUUUGGGAAACAUGAGUAUAGCAGGCCUAUAGAUUGGCAAGGGGCACUGACAGACCAAAUUGGAAAGGCUUAUAGGUUGCUUAUACAAAAGCUAGUCUUAUAUUAUGUAAAAGCAGUCGAUGCUUAUAGUGCUUUACGCACUCACCUAGCCAUGCAACACAGUCACGCGCACACAUCCACACAAGAUUGCGCAUGUGCACGUGAAUGGGUGCACAUGCUUGCAAACACACACACAGGCACACGCACACACACGCACACACACACACACACACACACACACACACACACACACACACACACACACACACACACACACACACACACAGACAGACAGACAGACAGACAGACAGACAGACAGACAGACAGACAGACAGACAGACACACACCAAACACACACACACACACACACACACACACACACACACACACACACACACACACACACACACACACACAUGUAAACACACACACACACACACACACACACACACACACACACACACACACACACACACACACACACACACACACACACACACUGGAUAUAGACAAACGUUACAAUGCAUUAAUUAAUUAAUUAACUGGGUGCACUAUAAUUUGAAAUUUGUAUAGUUGUAUUCACUAUAGUUGGUUGUAUUAGAUUGUUUUUCAGCAAAUGUAUUAUUUCGCAGGCUUACGCGUGUUUCUAGCCAGGUUGUAGGUUUGAUUCGAAUAUUGGUGGGGACUUUUUUUUUAUUCACUAUACUACCCACAAGUAGUGCAUGUGCAGCCACACAUGGACACAGACUAUUAAAAACCAUAUGCCGCUGUUUUACAAACAAAUCUAUUUGCUGAGAUAUCUAAUUUUUCAACCACUUUGAAAACAGAGUUCUCAGCCCAGAAAUUGUAUCAAUAAAAUAUUGAUCUCUGUGGGUGUUACAUUCAAGAGCCGGAAGACAGAUAGAGUUUCUUGUUAAAUUUCAAUAAAAUAAUUAAAAUGUAUACUGCACGUCACCAGCACCUGAAAAUCAAAAGGCUGUGCACAGGCACUUUGUUCUUUUUAGCUAUAGGCCUAUAUAUAUAUAUAGGCCUUUCUGGUGACGUGCAGUAAACUAUAUCAAGUCAAAGAAGUGUCAAAUCAUUGCACACUGGUAUAAGCUGAUUUAUUAAAUUCACAAAAUAAAUCAGCUAAUCUUCUCAUACCAGUGUGCAGUGAUUUGACACUUCUUUGACUUGAUACAUAUAUAUAGACUAUAUAUAAUAUAUAUAUUUUUAAUUGGAUUAAUUAUGACAAUUAAUUAAUUAUUUUAUUGAAAUUUAAAACUCCAACGUUUUCUCUGGUUUCUAAGAAUGAUGUUCUAGUGAUUACUUAGAAAUUAAUACAAAUGUAUCAUUAUGGGGAUUUAUUGUGUCUUUUUAAACUGCCACAUGUGUCUCGUCCAGUAAUGGCCAAACAAAGUUUUGAUUAGUCUAAGUUAUAGAAUAUUUACGUUUAUCAAGGAUGUUUAUGAAGGAGCAUCGGUUAGGCCUACUACAAAUCGCAUGCAUUGUAGCAGAAUAACAAUAAGUGAAGGGGUAGACUAUGAGUUUAAAAUUACAUAUCUGGAAAACCAUCAAAUUAUUUGUCCCGACGGUUUCUAAAAAUAACAAAAUGUAUAUAUGGAAUUUAGGCUAGGUUAAUAUAGGUUAAUUCGUUUUGGCGUGUGUGUUCUGUUUUAUCGACGUCUUUAAGUUGGAUCCCUGAUUCAUACUCCUGUUCAGACGGGGGCGGUAAUGUACCGAAACGUUUGAAUUCCCCGAAUGAAACCAGCAAGAAGAAGAAGUUUCAUUACUGUUUAUGUUGUCUCUUACUGGUGGUCGAGUAAAACAUGUUAAUAAAAAUGUCGCCCAGCAGUUCAACUUUGGAAGAACAGCUUUCGUCCAUAAUGGACGUACUGGCGAAAGCGGCCGUAUCUGAAAUUAGCCAACUGUUCUCGGAAGGCUCGACUACCCUUCGCUUACAAAUAACUCAGAGCCUGAAAGAAAACGAAGCGCUGAGGACGAGGAUGAAGGUGAUGAGGAGUGAGCUGUUUUCUUUGCGGCUUCAAACGAGAUCAAAUGCAUCGCGUGCGGCAAGUCGUUUCGCCCUGGCUCGAGCCAACAUCUGCAAACCACGGACUAAACCACUGGGAAUAAAUGGUUUAAAGCCCCAGUUGGACCACAAGGCGGUUGGAAAUUCCCCUUUUCUCGCACCAUCCAAAAGUGAGGCCUCAACCGUUACAACUCCACUAGAGCAGGAGACCCCAGACAUCAUUUUUAUCAAGGAUGAAGAGGAUAUGGGUGGAUGCAGGCCCGCUGUAGAAGACUGCGAUGCCUUUGGAGACUGCAGCCCGCAGCGUGGCGCUACCUCGGAGAGUCUGCAUGUGGACGCCCCUGGCUCCUCCCACUUGUCCAGUCACGACGGUGACCUGCGGAUCCUGAGCGUCCACGGACAAGGGGAGGGCCCACUGGCGGUGGACGCUAAUGACACCCUCUUUACCGCGUCCGAACUGGAGGCCCUGAGCUCGCUGUCCCCGGACCACAGCAUCACCCACGACAGCCUCCUCAGCUUCAACAGCGGCCCCAGUGAGAGGGCCCCUUCGCAGGGGACGCAGGACAGCAGGGGGGGUCCCGGUAGAGACGGCCAAGCAGAACGGCUCCAGCGCCUCCAGGCCGCCUCUCUGUCCCUGAAGCACGCCGCGCUAGAGGCCGGCGACAAGGGAAGGCGAUUGGGCAACCUCGGUGCACAGUUCCCACUGCAACACAACUUGGACUCUGAGAGGUUCUUCAGCCACAAGGACCCCAUAGUGCCCCAAACGCUCGAGCCACCCUUCUCCUGUGCCUUUUGCGGCAGGUCGUUGGCCAACAAGGCCAAGCUUACCAUGCAUAUGCGCAUCCACACCGGUGAGAAGCCGUACGGGUGCGUCCAGUGUGGGAAGCGCUUCACGCAGAGCGGCAGCCUAAAGAUCCACCUGAGGACUCACUCCGGGGAGAAGCCUUGCGUGUGUCUGCAGUGCAACGCCCGCUUCAGCGACCCCAGCAAUUUGCGUCGCCACAUGGUCAAGCACAUUGGCAAUGGGGUGCUUUGACACGGGGCAACGGGAUGCUUCGAUUAACUUCUCUAUCGUGUAUGUGAUGAAAGGCCUGCUUUAGGUUUAUUUCAUCACCUGAAAAAAGUGACCCUUUCAAACUCCAAAAAACGUUUUUUAUUGUUGUUUAUAAUCUAUGUCUGUGCAGUGUUUCCCUAGAAAAAAUUGGUGACGUCAUCAUGUGACCUGGAAGGUUUCAUUUUAACGUUUUUUUUACUUCUCUCGAUAUUUGCCAUCUGUGAAGCGUGCCGCUGCUGACUUAAAGUCGAAUGUAUCGAGAGUGUCUCUGCUGCUUGCAAUGCGCAUAAGCCUCGUGACUCUUCCUUCCCCAAGGAGGCUUCGCUGAGCAGUCAUUAUUAGAGCUUAGAUCGGACCCAGAAAAUUAAGCCCGACCCGGGGCCAAGCCCGUGCACGUUCUGUCCGAGCCCGUCCCGGCCCGACACAUUAACUAAUGAUGAGCCCGAGCCCGAUUUCAACCCGAAUUUUUUUUUAAUACAUGUGUAACUUUGUACACAUUUGUUACUUAGGCCUACUCUGCUAAAUAUAUAUGUAAGGGAUAAUGUAUACAACACCGGCGACGUUCUAUACAUUAUCCCGCUUAUUACAUAGCUACUUGCCAAAAACGAAAAAAUAACUUCACAUGGUGUCUCUUUUCACUUUCAUAGUGUUGAUCAGCAGUGAAAUAGUCCACCAAAGACGUUGACAUUGCUUAGCAACCGAAGUGAGGGGGUUGACAAGUUACCGGACUACUACCCAUGCAAGUGAACGGAGCGUUCCACGCCAUUGAGAAGACCCGAGUAAUAAAGGCUUAUAAUAUUUCCGUUUAUGGCAUAGAUUUCUCCUCAGAUUAGGCCAAUAAAGCAAUGAUUUAAAAAUGAAUAAAAAAAAAAAAAAUGCUCGAUAAAAGGCCCGACCCGGCUCGAGGAUAGUAGUGGGAAAUAUCGGCCCGACCCGCAUUGUUUUACAUGAAUUGGCUAAUCAAAUGACCACUAUAUUUUAAACACAAUUCAAAUUGUGCAUAGAGAAUUAUUUCCAUUGGUCAUUCUCACCUGAGACAUUUAGAAUUUUCUGUCCUACUCAUUUUUUUCCUGGUCAAUGACCGGUAAUUAACGGACAACGGAAACUCUGCUGUCUGUGUCAUUACCUUUACCUUUGUAAUCACAAAUUGCCUGCAAAGUUCACUUGUGGAAUAGACUACUGCAAUGUAACCCAACAUUAUUCAUGAUCGUGUUCAUUUCACUUAUCUUAUCAUUCUGUGUGCUUAAUUCGAACUACCUCUUGUUUUGACUUUCUGUUUGCUGACUUCUUUCUACUGCCAGUAUUUUCUAGUUCUUAGCUUGGAUUGUAUCACGAUAGGCAAUAAUGGUUGAGUACUACUUCCUACAGUUAGAUUAUCAAUUAAAAAACUUCCCUGGCUAUAUGUAUAUAUCUCGGUGAUACUUAAGUCAGUUUACAGUCCUCCCUCUACAAUGCAGCAUUAUUCUAUGGGACAUAGUCAGAAGAUUUAUAUUAUUGUUCAUCCUUCACUUUGUCGUACGAAAGUUAUAUAAAGGCUGAUUAACAUACGUUAACUCCAAGCAUAAAAUAUAUAUCAAUGAAUGGUAUGCAAGACGAUAACCCUUUUUUUAUUUUUUAUUAAAUUGUUAUCACAUUGCAUUCAGGAAUAAUAUGUACAUUAUUAUUACACAGAUACUUACUAAAUAAAUGUAUCACGUGA
Messenger RNA from Gadus chalcogrammus (walleye pollock), 4812 nucleotides. Its product is annotated as smoothelin-like protein 1. The transcript is spliced from 4 exons. Gene Ontology annotation, molecular function: protein binding; RNA polymerase II cis-regulatory region sequence-specific DNA binding; DNA-binding transcription factor activity. Gene Ontology annotation, cellular component: filamentous actin; microtubule organizing center. Lineage: Eukaryota; Metazoa; Chordata; Actinopteri; Gadiformes; Gadidae. Bases 1857 to 3095 code for a protein of 412 amino acids. The record is from RefSeq and is a predicted model, not a curated record. Gene Ontology annotation, biological process: regulation of transcription by RNA polymerase II; actin cytoskeleton organization.